This is a messenger RNA of Copidosoma floridanum, 1765 nucleotides long. Its product is annotated as cathepsin O. The record is from RefSeq and is a predicted model, not a curated record. Gene Ontology annotation, biological process: proteolysis. NCBI's taxonomy places the organism in Eukaryota, Metazoa, Arthropoda, Insecta, Hymenoptera, Encyrtidae. Gene Ontology annotation, molecular function: cysteine-type peptidase activity.
GUGCCAUAGUGGGUGUCGCGAUUGUGCACUAAAAUAUCCAUUUACCUAAAGCCUUGUAAGUCUUGCAUCUUAUAAAUAUAUUCCUCAGUGCGGCUCGCGCGCGUACACUGAGAGCUGAAAGUAGUGAUUUGAGUUGUGUGCCGCUGUACAUUCGUGAAAAAAGUCAUUAAAGUUUUAAUGUGAGAAAGAAGGUGAUAAGCGUGCGUUGUGUGCUAAACUGUAGGAAUGGAGUUCACAACUAAAGAUAAGUAAUGGAGUGGAAAACGAUUGGUUUGGCAAUUUUAAUUAUAAGUUUGUGUUUUUUUGCGAUUCCCAUAAGAGUUGAGCCCGAAAAAAAUCUUGAAGAUGUUAAGUUGUUUGAGGCUUACGUUAAAGAGUACAAGAAGCCGUACAAAUCCAAUCCUGAGGAGUAUGAGAGGAGAUUCGAACGAUUUCAGCUAUCACUCCGGAAAAUCGAAAAGUUAAACAGAUUACGAAACACAGAUGAAAGUGCGCGCUAUGGCCCGACAAACUAUUCCGAUCUGACUGAGAAGGAAUUCCUGGACCUUCACCUACGCCCAGAUCUUCCCGAGCGCAGUGAAAGACACCACAAGUGCCAUUAUCAUCACAUUCAUUCGCACAAGAGAUACGAAAGAGCAGCAGCGAAAGAAUUGCCAAAGAAAUUCGACUGGAGAGAUAAGGGAGUUAUCACUGCUGUCAAGAGUCAGGGUGCAUGUGGAGCUUGCUGGGCUUUCAGUUCUGUUGAGACAGCUGAAUCUAUGUUUGCCAUUGCCAAUGGAACUCUCAAAUCAUUCAGUGUGCAAGAGAUGAUUGACUGUGCAGGAAACAGUAAUUUUGGAUGCGAUGGAGGAGAUAUUUGUAGUUUGCUCGAAUGGUUGGUGGCCACCAAAACAAAAAUAUUACCUGAACCUAGUUAUCCACUUACCAGGACGACGGAUGUUUGCAAAAUACAAAAAAAAACAACAACGACACAAGAGGGUAUCCUAAUAUCAGAUUUUACCUGUGAUAAUUUUGUCGAUGCCGAGGAUUUACUUCUAGAGCAGCUGGUAACCAAAGGACCCGUUGCCACUGCAGUUAAUGCUCUGUCCUGGCAGAAUUACCUGGGUGGCAUUAUUCAGUUCCACUGCGACGGAUCUUUCGAAAACCUUAAUCACGCUGUGCAAAUCGUGGGAUACAACAAAACAGGAGCGAUACCCUACUACAUCGUUAGAAACUCCUGGGGUCCAUCCUUUGGAAUCCACGGGUACUUGCAUAUAGCGAUUGGCAACAAUCUAUGUGGAAUAGCGAAUCAAGUUUCCUCUAUGGAUAUUGUUCAUUAAACAAUAUGAUUAAUCAGUGGAUUUGAGAUGAUGUGCCUAUUUAGACAUACAUUGUGAUUUUUAUAUUGCGGUCCAAGUAUUUUUAACGAGAUUUUGUAAUUUGUAAAAAUAUUAUUAUAUUGACAAAAGAUGAGAAAAGCAAUAAUACUCUUCCUUACACCUACAAUAAACAAGUAAUAUGCGACUAUACAUUCUAAAAUCCACGCUAUUUCAACCAUUGUCAUUUAUGUUGUUUUUUUUGUUGAAUGGAUGAUUGAUAUAUAUAUAUAUGAUCGACACUAAUAUAUAAUAGGUAACGAUCGAUUAAAGUUUAUAUGUAUAAGAUAAAACAACCAAAAAUGGUAGAGAUAGGUGUAUUUUAAAUACAGAUUUUUAUGGAUACAUAUUUAAAAAUUUCGUCGACAAAACACAGUACAAGCAAUAAAUCUUUUAAUGCGAGACAUAUA